This is a messenger RNA of Diospyros lotus (date-plum), 4434 nucleotides long. Its product is annotated as probable ubiquitin-conjugating enzyme E2 23. The record is from RefSeq and is a predicted model, not a curated record. Bases 492 to 3911 code for a protein of 1139 amino acids. Lineage: Eukaryota; Viridiplantae; Streptophyta; Magnoliopsida; Ericales; Ebenaceae. The transcript has 9 exons.
AGCUCCUGGCUCCAAACGGGCUGUCAAUGUGUUAGGCUCGAAGGUCGUACCAUUUCUAUCUCUCUCUCUCCCUUCGCUGUUUUGAAGAAGGCUUCAGCUUUGUCUCGCUUUGCAGUCUUCGAUCAACGUCCCUUGAAACCUGCCUUCUGGUUCAGAUCUGGUUCUGAAUAGCCCCGAGCAAAGCGGUUUGAAGAAGGCUUCAGAGCUGGUUUUGAACAUCAUCCAGCUUGAUUUCAUCCCGGAGCUGCGAACCCUAGGAUUUACCCGGUAAUCCCCCUCAUGAUUUCUCAAACAGUCCGUUGAGUGGGAACGCAUUUACGGCACGCAAUCACAUUUAUACCCAUAUGCCCUUGUAGCUCCCGUCCCCCUAGCUUUUUUAUAUUUCACGACAGGGAGAGGAGAAAUUAUUUUCUACCAAACCUGAGAAAGCUCUCUGUCCAUUGCGCUCUCUCUCGUUCUCGUUUUCUUCUUCAAAAUCCACGAUAUCCAAGAUGGAAAGAGACCAACAUGAUGAAGUUAUGCAAGUAAAUGAAUCCACCAUGACUGGGCAGGACAACACCACUUUGAAUUUUCCUAUGUUAAAUGUACAUUCUGAAAGCAACCUAGAUGAAGUAGUGAGGAAUCUGCAAAAUGCCAAUUGCGUUUAUAGACAAGAUGUUGUAAGGAGCAAAAGUAGUGGUAUGUUUGGCAUUGUGACGGAAGUUCCAGGUGAUUCAGACUCAGAGUCUGAAAGCAGCAUAACUGAUGAUGAAGAUGAGGAUGACGAGGAUGAUAAUGAUGGGGAUGGAUUUCGCGAGGAAGGUGGCAACCAUGACAAUGAUAAUGCUAAUGGGAGCGAUAAUAACAGAAGUGGUGGCAGUUGGAAUAGCAACUCUCUUCCCCCUGACCAGAUUCGAGUGCUUUGGAUGGAUCAGUCUGAGACAACACAAAAUCUUUGUGAGGUAAUGGUUGUUGAUCGGGGAUUCUUACAUGGGGAUUUUGUGGCUGCAGCUUCAGAUCCAACUGGUCAAGUUGGUGUUGUUGUUGAUGUCCAUAUUUCAGUUGAUUUGCUAACCACUGAUGGGUCUAUUAUAAAAGGUGUAUCAUCCAGAGACUUGAAACGUGUAAGAGAUUUUGCUGUGGGUGAUAAUGUAGUACUUGGCCCUUGGCUAGGCAGAAUUGAUGAUGUUCUAGAUAAUGUGACGGUGUUGUUUGAUGAUGGCUCUGUGUGCAAAGUUGUGAAAGCUGACCCACUUCGUCUCAAACCAGUGGGCAAGCAGACUCUUGAAGAUGGCCACUUCCCUUAUUAUCCUGGGCAGCGUGUGAAGGCAACCUCUUCAUCAGUUUUCAAAAAUUCAAGGUGGCUAUCUGGUUUGUGGAAACCCAACCGGUUGGAAGGAACUGUAACUAAAGUUACAGUAGGGUCUGUAUUUAUAUAUUGGAUAGCAUCUGCAGGGUAUGGACCUGAUUCAUCUACUACCCCGGCUGAAGAGCAGAGUCCCAAGAACUUAAAAAUAUUGUCUUGCUUUGAGCAUGCAAAUUGGCAAUUAGGUGAUUGGUCUCUUCUUCAUACACCUGCAAUGUCUUCUCUCCUGGAAAAGAAUUUAUCAAAUCUUGAACUCCAUGAUUCUACCAAAGGUGAAUUAGAAUCUGCUCAAAUGGGUCAUGAAUGUGAGUCAGAUAUGGUUGUUUCAGAGGAAUCAAAUGGAGUAAGUGAGACCGUGGACAUGGAUGUGGAUGGUCCCUCUGAAAGAACUAGUGGAAAUGUAGAUGGUAAUUCUUCACGAGCAUCCAGUUCGUGUAGUAGUUCACUGUCAGUUUCAAAGGAGCCUGUCCAUGAAACUUGGCCCCUUCAUCGCAAAAAGAUUCGAAAAGUUGUGGUUAGGAAAGAUAGGAAGGCUAGGAAGAAAGAGGAAACUUUUGAAAGGGCUCUUCUUAUUGUCAAUACGAAGACAAGUGUUGAUGUAGCAUGGCAGGAUGGAACAAGAGAAUGCCAACUGGACUCAACUACUUUGAUUCCUGUGGAUAGUCCUGGUGAUCAUGAAUUUUUUGCAGAACAGUAUGUGGUGGAGAAGGCCACGGAUGACAACAAUGAUGGUUGUGAAGUUAGGCGAGUUGGGGUUGUGAAAAGUGUUAAUGGAAAAGAGCGGACAGCUUGCGUCAGGUGGUUAAAGCCAGUUGCCCGGGCUGAAGAUCCUCGAGAGUUCGAGGAGGAGGAAGUGGUGAGUGUUUAUGAGCUUGAGGGGCACCCUGACUAUGAUUAUUGUUAUGGGGAUGUAGUUGUUCGGUUGUCACCUGUUACCAUAACUUCAAACAUGUCCAUUGGAGAUUCUGUUGAGGAAGAGAAGCAGCUGGCUUGUCCAAAUCCUGUUAAGCGAGAUUCUAAAAAGCGCUCAGGAAGUAAGAAACUGGAAAGUUCAUCUACCAAGGAAGCUUGUGCCAACUUCUCAGAUCUUUCUUGGGUUGGGAAUAUUACUGGUCUCCAAAAUGGUGAUAUUGAAGUUACAUGGGCUGAUGGGAUGGUUUCAAUGGUUGGCCCUCAAGCAAUUUAUGUUGUUGGUCGUGAUGAUGACGAGUCAAUUGCUGCUGGAAGUGAAGUUAGUGAUGAUGCUGUUAGCUGGGAAACUGUUGAUGAUGGUGAAAUGGAUGCCCUUGAGAAUGCAGACGAGGAAAAUGGGCUGGAAAAUGUUGAAGACAUCAGUCCUAAGUCAGAAGAGAGCACAAUGAUUGGAGAAAAUUCCGGAAGUAAUGGACCUCUUUCUCUUCCCCUUGCAGCACUUGGAUUUGUGACACGUCUAGCUACUGGAAUAUUCUCACGAGGAAAAAAACAGACAGAUGUAUUUUAUUUGGACUCUGUUGAAGAGAAUGACCUUCAGUCUCAAGGGACAGAUAACUCUGCCUUCAGAAGUGAUCCUUUUGAACAGUCUAGCUCUCUAACAUAUAAUCCUGGUGAUAAUUCUGGUGUGCAAACUGCUCAUGGAAAAGGAGAUGAAGGUGUUGACACCAAAGAUUUAUUGGAGGCAGCAGAAGCUCUUUGUAGUUUGAAGCCUGAAACACAGCACGGGUCUUCACAGAAUGAGGAUGAUAUUCCCAGUUUCAAAGGCUUUGAUAUUGCAAAAGAUCCUUCUGACCAUUAUUUUCUUGGUGCAAAUGGGCAGAAUAAUGCUGGAAGGAAAUGGCUGAAGAAAGUUCAACAAGAUUGGAGCAUCCUUCAGAACAACCUGCCUGAGGGGAUUUAUGUACGAGUUUAUGAAGAUCGAAUGGAUCUGUUGAGGGCUGUGAUAGUUGGAGCAUAUGGGACGCCUUACCAGGAUGGGCUUUUCUUUUUUGAUUUUCACCUUCCACCUGAGUACCCUGAUGUUCCUCCGUCAGCUUAUUAUCACUCUGGAGGGUGGCGAAUAAACCCAAACUUAUAUGAGGAAGGCAAAGUGUGCCUUAGUCUUUUAAAUACCUGGACUGGCAAAGGAAAUGAAGUCUGGGAUCCAUCAUCCUCCAGCAUCCUUCAAGUUCUGGUUUCACUGCAGGGGCUAGUACUAAAUUCCAAUCCAUAUUUUAAUGAAGCUGGGUAUGAUAAGCAAGUUGGGACAGCUGAGGGAGAAAAAAAUUCAUUGUCUUACAAUGAGAAUACAUUCUUGCUGAACUGCAAGACAAUGAUGUAUCUAAUGAGAAAGCCACCAAAGGACUUUGAAGAGCUUGUUGAAGAUCAUUUCAGGAUGCGCGGUUAUUACAUCCUCAAGGCCUGUGAUGCAUAUAUGAAAGGCUACUUAAUAGGCUCUUUGACAAACGAUGCCUCGUUAAGUGAAAAAAGCAGUGCAAAUGCAAAUUCAGUAGGUUUCAAGCUAAUGUUGUCCAAGAUUUUGCCAAAGCUUUUCUUGGCACUUGAUGAAGUUGGAGCUGGUUGUAAUGCGUUUAAGCAUCUACAGCAGUCCUAGCACAUCAUAGAUGGGCUAAUCUCAUUGCUGCUUCAAUGGGCAAACGAGGUAAGCAUAUUUCUUUUUAUGCUAUUAUUUGAGAUAUUCCCAAUCCCUUCAAUGUAAAAGCUGUAGAUGCUCUAGGAUUGUUUCAUAUUUUUUCUUGGAUGGGAAACAUUCUUUUCUCAUGUUUGAAAAACAAGGCAGCCUGAACUGUAAGAGCAAAGAUGAAAUGGUCUACUGAAUAUGCCUGCCAUGUGAAAAGUUUUGUCAGGUAAGAAGGAAAGAUGGGUAUAAGUAAAUACCCUGAAUUUGCCUGCUCUUGUUGUAUUUACCAUUUACACUUGUGUUUCUAUAUUUUCCUCUCCCUCGGGGGAUGAGGGGGCAGUUAGGUUUUGGAUUAACUGUCCAAUUUACUUUUAUUGAGAAGUGAAAAAUAAACUUCGCUGUCACAAUUCUAUACUUUUUGACAACUUCUUGUAUAUUAACAUAAACUUUGUAAAGCACUUGCUUUAUCACAACUGUUCCGUUUUAACAGAUACCA